AUGUUGGAAGAAGUAAUUGGUAUGUUUAUGUCAUUAUUUUCGCUUUUCUGGAGCGAUACACCACGCGUAUCUUUUCGAGAACCAACACCUGACACGGAACAACGAGAUGAUAGAUGGCAACCAUAUAUCAAUAAAGAAUACGAAAACUUUGAUACCAACGAACAGUUCAGUUCGGUAUUGAUUAAUGGAGUAUUAACAGAUUAUACAAGGCUUGAUGCUGCUUCAUCUGAACGGAGAAGUUAUUGGGGAGUCCAUUCCGAAAAGUUUGUGGACAACAUCAAGUAUUAUGGUUAA
Messenger RNA from Paramuricea clavata, 294 nucleotides. The record is from the annotation of a GenBank genome assembly. Lineage: Eukaryota; Metazoa; Cnidaria; Anthozoa; Malacalcyonacea; Plexauridae.